UGGCGCCCUGGUGGCGGUCUUUGGGGCGGCCAUAUUUUCUCUCGUGGGUUUCAGUCACGAAGGUGGUGGUUUACUGACAAUUUCUGGGAUGCGCCGUUCGAAGACGUUCUCGCGCGUUUUAUACUCGUAAAUAAGUGAUAGGUGCCAAUCAUGGCUAAAGGGAGUAACAAUUUGAGUGGAAGGCGGUCAUCGUCGCGUAAUACGAAGCCCUACGACGCAAACAAUUCAUUUGUAAAAAAAGUGGCGACAAAAGUAACAGAUCUUAUACCACAAAGAUCAUGGAUCAGUAAGUGGUUUAAUUCAUCUCAGAAUGAAGGAGAUAUGUUAGAUGAUAAUGAAAACCCUGAAGAGGUUGAGUCGGAAGAAGAUAUUCAAAAACCUCCACCCUUAAAGCGACCAUGUAUUCGUAUGGAUGUUACUCAUCCACCUGGUACAUUUUUAAUAAAACCAAGAACUAAACCAACAAUUAACAGAGCCAGUUCAUCUAAACAACAAUAUUCAUUUCAUAAUGAAAUGUCCGACGAUUUUUCUAAACCUGCAAUGGCUGGACCAAGCGGGAUAAGCCAUUUAGUAUCUUCUACACCUGUAAUACAAUCGGAUAUUAGAAAUACAGCAUCUCAGAGGUCUGAGUUAAAUUCAUUAGUUGCUACUACAAACAAUGGAACUACAAAUGGUACGGAUGAUAAUUCUGAAUCCAGUGAGAGCACAAGUGGUUGUAGCUCUCUUAUUCCACAAAUAAAUAGACAAGAGGCUCCAUCAAAUGUCUCUUACAACUCCUCAUUUUCCAAUAGAAAAAGAUUUAAUGAUGACAAAUUAAGUUUCACCAAUCAUAUGCAGUCUCCGAGGUCUUUAUUUUUAGAUAAUCAUACCCGAGAUUCCUUAAGUAGUCGCAGACCAAGUUUCAAUGCAUCAAUCCUGACAAACACGCCGGAUCGUGCAUCUCCUUUGGCAUCUCCUUUUUACACUGGAAAUAUUACUUUUGGUGGAGCAAAUGCAGCUGGCCUUUAUAAACGAGGUCGCAACUUAUUUAACAGCUCAAACGAGAUUCAACUUAAAAUUCCUAAGAGAACAAGUGUUGAAGUAAAACCAUCUAAUACAGCAGGAGUUGAUUCAUCUGGUAUGAGUCAAACUGCUAAAAAGAUAUUGGAAGCAUUAGAACAUUUUUCAUCACCAAUAACUGAUGCUAAAAAGAUUCCAUUAAAAAUGACAAACAAUACAUCAGUAAAUAAAAAAAGGACAAGGGAAGAAACAACAUCGUCUACAACUAAAGUUGGAUUACGUCAUUUAACUCGUGAAUUAACUGUACCAACUGUACCCGACAUAUUAAAAUUGAGACGACGUCAAAAAUUACAAGAUACAACAGCUGCAGCUAGGAAAAUUAUUUCGGCUCGAAGCGAACCUCCACCUCCACAAGAGUACCAAAUUAGAACACAAACUGAUGAUGAUUUUAAGCAUCAGGGAAAAGUUAAAACUAAAGCUAAAGGAACAAACCUUGAUCAAGAACAAACAGUUGAACCAGUCAAUUUACCAAACAUACCUCUACCAAUAUCUUCUUUACCUAAUUUCAACUUUAUGCCACCUUUUAAUUCAAAGGCAGCAGAUAGCACUAGCACAGUCAAAGAAGAAAGCUUCACAUUUGCAAGUCCUAUAAAAGUGACGAAUAUUACAAAGAAUUUAAAAUCUAUCAAUAACUUCACAUUUAGUAGUCCAAUUAAUGCUGAUAAGCAGUCAACUGACAAGUCUAAUGAUUCAAGCUCACCUAUAAAAAAAAUUGGUGCUAAAUCUAAUACACCUUUUAAUGACUAUGUAUUUCCUGUAACACAAAACUUCAUUUGGUCUGGUUCAUCUACAGCUCCUAGACCAAAGGAAAAAGGAAAGAGUAGUGGCAACACUGUUCCUUCCGCUUUUGCUGUACUUUUUGGUUCUAAACCUACUACAAUUGAACUUGAAAAAUCAAGUGAAACAAAAGCGCAAUUACAAUUACAAAAAGAUGCAGUCAAUGAUAAAACAGAUACAGUUGUUUCAGAUAUAAAUAAAGAUGAUAAUAUUACAAAAUUUUCAAAUUCAAAAUCCAAUGUACAAGAUACUUCAAAUAUGUGGGAGUGUUCUGAAUGUUUGUUUAAAAUCAACAAUUCUGAAACACAGUGCUUUGCUUGCAAAACUGCCAAACCAAAUCUUAAAAAUAAGAAGACUCCUGAGUUGUCAUUAGUAUCAAGCAAUGUCAGUGAAUCAAAGACUACAGUGAAUGAUAAUUUUGGAUCACAGUUUAAGCUUUCAAGUAAUCAGUGGGAAUGUACAUCGUGUCUUGUAAGAAACAAACAAACUGAUACUAAGUGUCUUGUGUGUAGUGCACUUAAACCAAAUACAAAGCAAGAAACUAACUUUAAUGCAAUAAACUCAGCAAAUUCUGACCUCAACAGUGUCAAACCAUUGGAAAAAUCUUCAGAAUGUUCCAAUACAUAUUCUGUUAGUACAUCUAAAUCAAGUUCAUUAAAGACCAAUUCACAAAAGGAUAUGAAUGUUACAGAUAAUACAUCUGCGAAACAAAUUACUAGUAUGUCGGUCAGUACAUCAUUGAAUAAUGCAAAUCCUAUUAAAGAUGAAACUAUGGAUAAAUUUAAACUAAGUAAAGAUACGUGGGAAUGUCCUUGUUGUAUGGUAAGAAAUGUAGCUUCUGCUGAUUCUUGUCCAUGUUGCAAUACAGCAAAACCUAGUGUUGGAAUUACUACUAAAACUGCUCCACCAUUACUUGCAAAUGGAUUUGGAGAUAAAUUUAAAAAACCAGAAGGUACAUGGAACUGCGACACUUGUAUGGUGCAAAAUGAAGCAAAAAUUAUUGAGUGUGUAGCUUGUGGUGGUUUAAAGCCAGGAUCAAAAAAAUUGGAUAAUUCUACUUCUACAACUACUAGUUCCAAUUUACAGUUUAGUUUUGGUAUGCCUGCAAACACUGGUGGUUUUAAAUUUGGUAUUGACAAAGCUGGUCAAGAAAAGACUGAUAAUGCAGCACCUACAGGAGGGGGUUUUAAAUUUGGUGAGAGUCAACAAAGUAGUCAAGUUGGUCAGUUUACAUUUGGUAUCCAAAAAGAAGAAAAGAAAACAUUAAGUGAAACACUGAAACCUGAAAACAGUAUCUCUCUAACCUCAGGAAGUGGUUUUGGAUUUCAAAUUAAUGCAAAUAAUAGUGAAAAGACCGAUGUAAAACAAGACUCAGAAAAAGUGGAGAAAAAGCCAACAUCAACAUUUUCAUUUGGUAUACCAAAAAGUGAAAGUGGAACAGUAGAAAGUGAUAAGCAACCUAUAAAUGUAACAUCUUCUGCAACACUUCCAUCUACUUUUACAUUUGGUGUGCCUAAGCCUAAAAUUGUACAAUCAGAUGCAAAAGAGGAAAAACAAGAUUCUUUGCUUGGGAGUACAGCAACAGAAAUUUCAAAGCCAAGCAUACAAACCACCGAAUCUUCUGCUACUAAUAAUAUUAAUGUGUUACCUUCAGUAACUCAGAGCAGUUCUCAAGAAACUAAACCAACUAAUACAUAUGCAUUUGGUGUACUUAGUAACCCAGUUGCAAUUGCUACCAGUACUUCUACAAAUGUGGUAUCAAGUCUUCCAUCUUCUACUCAAUCUUCCUUUAUAUUUCUGAAACCAAAAUCAACUGCACAAACAGCACCUGUAUCAGCCUUUAAUCAAAUAUCAGCUCCCAUUUCUAAUUUAUCUAAUACCUUUAAAUUUGAAGAAAAAACAGCAGAAGGAUCAUCAAUGACCAAGACUUUUGAUACAUUAUUACCAAAUUCCUCUUCUAGAAUUCCAUUGUUCUCAAGUAUUGUAGAUGCUCCACCAUUGUUCAGUAAUAAUGACACAAAAACUGCAUCUACUUUUGGACAAACUACAACUGAAGAAAACAAACAACCUGUGUUUGGUGCCAGCACUAGUAAACCUUCCACUUUUGCUAUGCCAGAGAAUAAGGUACCGACAUUUGGUGGUACUGAAAAUAAACCUUCAAUUUUUGGAUCAUCUGACGCAAAAAUACCUGUAUUUGGAAGUACAGAUAAUAAAACAACCUCUUUAUUCAAUUCAACUCCUCAAGCGCCAACACCAUUUGGCGCACCAUCGGCUACAUCAACACCUUUUGGAACACCUGCCACUCCUGUUUUUGGUAAUAAUACUACUUCGACAUUCACUACUGAGUCAACACCUAGUAUAUUUGGAUCUACCUCAAAACCAAUUGAAACUACUACACCUAGUUCAAAUUUAUUCACAUUUGGCACUACUACUCAACCUGUAGCACAACCAGGAACUGGAUUCAACUUUUCUGCAAUCACAUUUAAUAAUCCUACGUCAACUAAUACGUCGGGCUUCACAUUCAAUGCACCUAAACCGGAAACCCCAGCAUUUGGUCAACCUACAGCAGCAAGUCCAAUUUUUGGUACACCACAAACUGGUACACAAAAUCAAGCGUCGUCGUCAUUUUCAUCUACUCCUUCAAAUACAGGAUUUAAUUUCGGAUCUGCAGCACCCGCUGUAGCAUCAGGCGGUUUUAACUUCGGUGCAAUUGCACCUGCUUCUGCACCAUCUACUGGAUAUAAUUUUAAUCCUCCAAGUACUACACCAACAUUUGAUCCUAAUAUUCGGCCAUCGUUUAAUUUCACUGGCGGUAAUGCGCCUCAAAAUUUCAGUGCGGCAGCUACUGUAACACCACGGAAAAUCAAGAAAGCUGUUAGAAGAAUACGGUAGAAGGCAAAGUAAUAUACAACCCUAGUUGUACAUACACUCGGGUGCAUUUUUUAUAUCUAUUUUAUGCAACCGCGUGUGUGAAUAUGUUUUUGAAUAUAUGCUAAAGUUACAGUAUGAUACAGUGAAAAUAUCAUAUACCGACCGAUCACAUUAAUGUGGUGGUAUACCAAGCAUUUUAUGUAAUAUAUUAAUCUGCCAAUGGGAUAUGCUUGCGUACAACCACUUGUGUUCUACAGGAUCUGUAAAUUAUAAAUUAUUUAAAUUAUACAAUAAUAACAAAUGAUAUUUCGAUGUUGGCAUGAAGCCACUUUUGCAAAUGAGACAGAUCAUAAUGCCAUUGCAUUACUAAUACCUUGCCCAAACAAGACUAUAUAUAAAUAUACUGACGUGACAAACUAAUUUGCUGA
This is a messenger RNA of Habropoda laboriosa, 5135 nucleotides long. Its product is annotated as nuclear pore complex protein Nup153. Gene Ontology annotation, cellular component: nuclear pore. NCBI's taxonomy places the organism in Eukaryota, Metazoa, Arthropoda, Insecta, Hymenoptera, Apidae. Gene Ontology annotation, molecular function: structural constituent of nuclear pore. Gene Ontology annotation, biological process: protein import into nucleus; RNA export from nucleus. The record is from RefSeq and is a predicted model, not a curated record.